Desarmillaria tabescens is the source of this 384-nucleotide messenger RNA. RefSeq lists its product as uncharacterized. Gene Ontology annotation, biological process: regulation of transcription by RNA polymerase II. The annotation marks the transcript as partial. The transcript has 2 exons. The record is from RefSeq and is a predicted model, not a curated record. Lineage: Eukaryota; Fungi; Basidiomycota; Agaricomycetes; Agaricales; Physalacriaceae. Gene Ontology annotation, molecular function: RNA polymerase II cis-regulatory region sequence-specific DNA binding; DNA-binding transcription factor activity, RNA polymerase II-specific.
UCUGUUGCAUCAUCGGAGUCUUCUUCAUCUGCCUACCCACCGCUGCCUUUCCAGGCCCCGCGGCGCCGGUCUCGGUCCACGACAAGCCUCCCGGUCCCAGUCCCAGUCCCGAACCUGACAAAAAAAUCGCGUGGACGUCGUGUGCCUACUAUUUCGUCUCUAGAGCACUCACGGCGUGGGGAGGCCGCAGAGGGUGUGAAAGGCGCUAGGAUUCAUACCUGCAAAGUCGCAGGUUGUGGCAAAUGCUUCGCUCGAGGCGAACACUUGAAGAGACAUGUUCGUAGUAUCCAUACUUACGAAAAACCGCACAAGUGUCCCUACCCAGGCUGUGGCAAGGACUUUAGCCGCCACGAUAAUCUUGGUCAACACAUGCGGGUUCAUAAG